CCCUUCCAUUCUCUCUCUCUCUCUCUCUCUUUCUCUCUCUCUUCCUCUCUAGCAGUGACGAAUUGUGUAUUGCGCUGCACUGGCAGCCCACCGAGAGUCCAACACUUUCCUCCAUCGAGCUAGAAGCCUCUCUCUCUCUCUCUCUCUCCUUUCCCCGAGUGAGCUGCAGGAAAACAGCGCAACCCAAUCCAUCCUCCUCCUCCUCUGUUCCCCCCCGCCCUUUUCUUCUCCGGCCGAGAAAGCAGGGGAAAGAAGAAGAAACGUGGGGAAACAGGCAUGGAUCUGUGGUCUCUGAACCUCAAGAACGCGAGCGGCAGCCCCUGCCUGCUCCGCACUUCCUUCCGGGAGGUCUGCGGGAAAUCCGGGAAGGCCGCCGGCACGAGGGUCCUCGAGAUCAGCGCCCUCAAGAAGCGGAGGCCUUCCGGCGCCCCCCGCCCCGUCCUUCACCGAUCUCUGGUCGUUCGAGCUCUGGCCAAGAAGAACAACAACAACAGCAACAACAACAACAACAACAACUCCAAUUCAUCCUCAUCGGGAAAUGGCGAUCGUUCUACCCCAGAUUCUUCUGAUGGCAACAGAUCCAAUGAUACCGCUUCUCAGAAGUCUAACCAUAAGAAUCUGGAUUGGAGAGAGUUCAGGGCCAAUCUUUUUGCAAGGGAGCAGGUAGAAAAAGGAGAAUCAGAGGCUUACAACAAAGAUGAGGGUCAUCAUGAGUCCAAACCUCUAGGUGUUAAAUGGGCACAUCCCAUUCCAGUACCAGAAACUGGCUGUGUCCUUGUGGCUACGGAAAAGCUUGACGGGGUUCGCACUUUCGAGAGAACAGUCGUUCUCCUUCUCAGAUCGGGAACUAGACACCCACAAGAGGGGCCAUUUGGAGUAGUCAUCAAUCGGCCACUUAACAAGAAGAUCAAACACAUGAACCCCACUAACCUCGAUCUCGCCACAACAUUCGCUGACUGUUCUUUGCAUUUCGGUGGCCCCCUCGAAGCAAGCAUGUUUCUACUAAAAUCUGGGGAAAAGGCCAAGCUUCCUGGCUUUGAGGAGGUGAUUCCUGGUCUAUGUUUUGGCGCUCGCAACAAUUUGGAUGAAGCAGCUGCGCUGGUCAAGAAGGGAGUUCUGAAGCCUCAGGAUUUUAGAUUCUUUAUGGGCUAUGCUGGAUGGCAGUUUGAUCAGUUGAGAGAAGAAAUAGAAUCUGAUUAUUGGUAUGUCGCUGCAUGUAGCUCAAAUCUGAUCUGUGGUGGUUCAUCAAGUUCAUCCUCAGGCCUUUGGGAGGAGAUCCUGCAGCUAAUGGGCGGUCACUAUUCAGAGCUUAGCCGGAAGCCUAAGCAAGAUAUGUAAAUACCUGUAGGCUUGAAGUGAAUAAGAGAGCUCGAAAACAAUUCAGAUCUUUGAGUCUUGGAGAAAAUAGUAUUUAACUCAAAUGUACAGUAGUAUAGUGUAGGUCUUCCUUUUUCCAACUUUUGUUCCUGGAUAGGAACGUGGGUUGUUGAUAAAGACAUGUUCUUGUUUUCUUUGAUUCCAUUAAUGCACUGUUACUUAUCUAUUUAGAGAAAGGUGUGCUAGACACAUUCUCUUGCAAUAACCAUGUGCCUUUUAUGUGAAAAA
Eucalyptus grandis is the source of this 1605-nucleotide messenger RNA. RefSeq lists its product as hypothetical. The transcript is spliced from 3 exons. NCBI's taxonomy places the organism in Eukaryota, Viridiplantae, Streptophyta, Magnoliopsida, Myrtales, Myrtaceae. The record is from RefSeq and is a predicted model, not a curated record. Bases 277 to 1338 code for a protein of 353 amino acids.